This is a messenger RNA of Sphaeroforma arctica JP610, 3008 nucleotides long. RefSeq lists its product as hypothetical. Gene Ontology annotation, molecular function: methyltransferase activity; zinc ion binding. The coding region runs from base 1 to 876 and encodes 291 amino acids. The transcript has a single exon. The record is from RefSeq and is a predicted model, not a curated record. NCBI's taxonomy places the organism in Eukaryota, Ichthyosporea, Ichthyophonida.
AUGGCUAAUUGCCUCAGAAGAGAUCUUAGACAGGUCUUAUCGGCGGGCAAGGUUCUACUUGUUGAUGGCGGGAUAGGGUCGAGUUUGCGUGCGUUAGACACGCCUAAAGACGCGCAUUCAUACCUUGAUCGCUUGAACCUAACGCACCCCAGUGCAGUUGCUGAAGUGCAUAGAGCCUUUAUAUCAGCAGGUGUUGACAUAAUCACUACAAACACAUUCCAGGCAAAUGAAUUACGCUGUCCCGACGGAUAUACUGUAGAAGAGCUGAAUAAAGCGGCUGUGUGCAUUGCAAAGCAGGCUAUACGUGACCAUGUGAAGAAUGACGAUAAAAAUAUAUACAUACUUGGAUCCGUGGGGCCGCUUUGUACCGGGAAUGUAGAUGAUGCUAAGAAGCACUAUACCACUCAAAUUGAGACCCUCCUAGAUGCGGGCGUUGAUGGAUUGCUGAUUGAGACUAUCACGCAUACAUCAGAGGCGCGAGUUGCUCUAGAGAUAGCUCGAGAGUUGCAGGUAGAUAUACCUGUUAUAGCUUCUAUAUGUCUCGUAAAGGAUGGCAUAUUACCUGGUGGCGAGUCCUGUAUGGAAGGUAUUGAAGUGCUAAAUACGCUCGCUAUAGACGCUAUUGGUAUCAACUGCGUAGACGAUAUGGACUUGUUAGUGCAAGCAAUUACUAGGAUGAAAAGUACCAUGCCGUCUCUGCCUGUGUAUACAUGCCCCAAUGCAGGCUUCCCAGAUGAACAUGGCAAGUAUAGUUUGACAUGUACAACCUAUAGAGAUAUAGUACAUACACUGCAUAAGCUCGGUGUAAGAAUCAUUGGUGGUUGCUGCGGUGUGGCCGCGAGGCAUUUGGAAUCGAUAGACCGAGAUGCCUGUUAACAUAGUGAAUCUAUAUUGACAGCGCACUACAGUGUGACUCGGGCCUUGAGUUUAGAUCGGGGUCCGCUUAUGACUAAGAUUGACACCCCUUCAAGCUUGUCUACGUGUUUUCUAUGAACUGUAAAUUGCUUCUGGAGACUUGUUUAAUAUGCGAGCCAAGAAUCGUGGAAGCUUGCGGUUAUAAACGAUUAAAAUAUGGAAAUGAUGAUAGUCGCCCUGAGCGAUCGGAUGUACACACAUAUCGAAUGGAGGGGAUAAGAAGUCUCCGGAAAACUGCAAAACAUUGACAUUAAGCGGCCUGUCUCAACAACUUUGGCAGCGGAAUUUAGGACUCCAUAGGGCUGCGAAAUUUGCUGUUUGCGUCAAGUAUACUGGUGUAUCACAUGUGACUGUUGCAGAACAUGGCCACUAGGUGUUCUUGUGGAUGCGGAUGGUAUUUCUCUGUCUUGAUUUAAGGAAGGUAUAGUGUGAGGGCCUUGCAUAUAAAACGCAAACUGCACAAGCAUGCAAACUCGCGGGAGGCUAUCAUAACGUCAUUGUAAUAUUGACGAAUGUGGACUUAAGUAUCAAAUUUGUUGACAACUAAUCCCGACACAUUCGCGGUCAGCGAUUAUAAGGUGAGUUUAGCGCCAAAAGUUAAAUGAAAGAAUAGAAUGCAAACAGGGAUGAAUCAUGUGAGUUAUGUACACAGUUGUUACGUAGAAGAAUUACCUUCUGAAUUGCCAACAGGCAUAAUCUUUGUAAACUAUGUACAUAGCUAUGCCUAGAAGGACAACCUUUUGCGUAGUAUGUACAUAGGUAUUAUCCGAUAUAAAGAGCUGGGAAUUGAAUAAAUAGCAGAAUUAUGUUUUAUUACAGCAUCGAUCAGUCGAUACAAACAAUGAACUCGUUUUGAGUCAUGCUCGCUAAGCUUAUAAACUGGUGUUGGCGGCUGUUAUCAUUCGUACCAGACAUACAACUUACUCAAACCUUAAUAGAACAACGUAUCCGGUGUGGCAUGUCGCUGAUAUGCUCGGAACUCUGGCUCCUUCCCCAGUACGGCCCAUAGAUAGUUACCCACCUCACACGCCUUAAGGUCGACACUACUGUCGACCUUGUUGAACUCUCUAGCGAUUAAUUCAGUAGCUUCCAGUGAUUUCGCACGCAGAGCAAUCUCUUCUUUUGAACCCUUGGGCAAUGCAACAUGCGUAUCUAUGGCAUUGUGAAGACGUUCGCGACAUGUGAUACACCCAGUCUUGCGCAUAGUGGCGACGAUGACAUUGUCUACAUAUGCGGUGAGCAAGUGUGCGUCUUUGAAGUUGAAACGCUCGUCUUGAUUCCUAAACGAAUGGUAUAACUCUCCAGUGGAUAACUGUGCUUUCUUAUACAGAAACACGGCUUGCUUGCUGGUGCUGGGGCCGCUUUCGCUGGGAUAAUAGUAGGCGUCCUUGAACGUGUACGGAAAACUGUCGACAAGUGCCUUUACUACCGAAGCGGCGCCAUUAUCGCUGCUUCCUUUCUUUAAAGCAUCCAAUACGAGCUCGUAUACGUGCUUGUAGCCUUGAUCUCUCAAUCCGAUUCCUAUCUCGUGCGAAACUCCCACUAAAUAGCUGAUGAAUACUUUCAAGGCCUCUGUAACACUAUCCUCUUUGCAAUCGUUCAAAUCUGGUAAGAAGCAUUCAGUAACGGUAUCUUGGGUGAUUUCGGCCAGAAAACUAGAAUCAAGAUCAUGGUUCAAGUUAUACAUGUUGAUUAAACCAGCCUUGAUGGUUAAAAACGCUCCUUUCCUGUGAAAUUUGUGCAAUUCCUGACGGAACCCGCUCCCAAAGUCCAUUGCAUGUGCAAACGUGAUGAAAGAAACUUCCUGCAACAGGCUUUCGAAUUCGAUGCCGAAGCCGGUUAUGUGUGCUGCAAGACUUUCACCUAGUUUUCGAAUCAUCCCAGCGUUCCUAUCUUGCACAAACGCCUUAAUCGCAUCCUGAUUCACCUGUACGAGGCCAUCUGUGUCUAGCUGUGUGCAUGUGUCGCGUACGGCCUGCAAGUAUGACCUACCAUCGUCAACUGUGGGAAAACUCAUACCGAGAAAACUGAGUCUGACUAACUAUACAAUAUUUAAAUACCUAUAUCGAGGCUUGGUGGAUCCUCUGUACUUA